GAGCGCUCUCGUGCCGGCCGUUGCGCGGCCGCGACGCCCCGGGCUGCCGCGGCGGGGCGCUCCGGGCUAGUUGCCCCGCCGUGAGAGGCCUCGGCUGCCCCGCGCGCAGAUAGAUGUGGUUCCUGCUGGUUCCCUAGGUAGAUGUGACUCCCUUUAGGACCACAUCCAGGCAAGACUGGAACUGGAUCACAGUUCUCCUUCAGGGUCCACAGCUGGGACCAAGGUUCUUUGACUGCACAUAUAGAUAACUCUAUGUUUCCAAUUCAUCAUGGCUUCAACUUCAAGCAGCUUUACUGUUGGGAGUGGAGCCGGUUCAAAGCCAAAGUCUACAAAGCUGCUGGAGGUCCUGAAUGCACUGGAGGAGUAUGAGUCUGGCCACAGCCGGGAGGAGAUCUUCAUUGCGCCUCCGGACAAUGCCUCAGGGGACUUCACUGACGAGGACUCCGGUGACGAAGAUGGCCAGCGAGGUUCCCACCUGCCAGGCAGCAUCCUGCAUGCCUUUGUGGUGCCCGAGGAUUCUGGCACCGAGGAGGAGGAGGACCUGCCGCCGGCCACGAAGCGGCAGAAGGUCAUAGUGGAGCCUCAGCGUAUUUGGACGAAAAGAGAUAUCCGGCCCGACUUCAGCAGUUGGACGGCAUCGGAUCCUCACAUAGAGGAUCUCAGAAGCCAGGAACUGAGUCCUGUGGGCCUCUUCGAGUUGUUCUUUGAUGAAGGAACAAUUAAUUUCAUUGUUAAUGAAACCAAUCGUUAUGCUUGGCAGAAAAAUGUCAACCUUGGGCUCACAGCUCAGGAAUUAAAGUGUGUUUUGGGCAUUUUGAUUUUAAGUGGGUAUAUAUCCUAUCCGAGGAGAAGGAUGUUUUGGGAAACAUCCCCCGAUUCACAUCAUCAUCUUGUGGCUGAUGCAAUUAGAAGGGACAGAUUUGAACUGAUCUUCUCAUACCUGCAUUUUGCAGAUAAUACUGAGCUGGAUGAAAGCGACAGGUUCGCCAAAGUCAGGCCUCUCAUUGUCCGGAUGAAUCGCAAUUUCCAGAAGCAUGCGCCCCUGGAAGAGUUCUACAGCUUCGGAGAGUCCAUGUGUGAGUACUUCGGGCACCGGGGAUCCAAGCAGCUGCGUGCCGGGAAGCCCACGCGGCUGGUCUACAAAAUCUGGUGUGGGACAACCAGCAGGGGCUACCUGGUGUGGUUUGAGCCCUCCCAGGGCACGCUGUUCACCAAAUCGCACAGGGGCCUGGACCUCGGGGGCAGUAUGGUGGUCAAGUUCGUGGACGCGCUGCAGGAGCGUGGCUGUCUGCCAUACCACAUAUUCUUUGACAAGGUUUUUACAAGUGUCAAACUCAUGUCCAUUUUGAGGAAAAAGGGGGUAAAGGCCACAGGAACUGUUCGUGAGUACAGGACUGAGCGAUGUCCCCUCAAAGAUCCCAAAGAACUGAAGAAAAUGAAGAGGGGCUCGUUUGAUUAUAAAGUUGAUGAGAGCGAGGAGAUUAUCGUGUGCCGCUGGCAUGAUAGCAGCGUGGUCAACAUCUGCUCCAAUGCCGUGGGCAUAGAGCCCGUGGGGCUCACUGGCCACCAUGCGGGAGCAGCCAAGACGCGGACCCAGGUCCAUCAGCCCUCCCUGGUGAAGCUGUACCAGGAGAAGGUGGGGGGUGUCAGUCGGAUGGACCAGAAUAUUGCCAAGUACAAGGUGAAGAUCCGUGGCAUGAAGUGGUACUCGAGCUUCAUCGGCUACGUCAUCGAUGCUGCCCUCAAUAAUGCCUGGCAGCUGCACAGGAUCUGCAGCCACGACGCCCAGGUGGACCUCCUGGCCUUCCGGAGGUACGUGGCCUGCGUGUACCUGGAGAGCAAUGCUGACAUGUCCUCCCAGGGGCGACGAAGCAGGCGGCUGGAAACUGAGAGCCGCUUUGACAUGAUUGGGCACUGGAUAGUCCACCAGGACAAGAGGACCCGGUGUGCCCUCUGCCACUCGCAGACCAACACCCGCUGCGAGAAGUGCCAGAAGGGCGUCCACGCCAAGUGCUUCAGGGAGUACCACAUCCGGUGAUGCACGGUGGGCAGAGGGAGCCCUCUGGAAGCUUGGUUUGUGAGAUGCCCACAGCCAGUUACAUACAGUACGUGGAGCACUAGGUUUUGCAUUGGAAAAGAGACCUGAAUCCCUAAUGAUGUGCUUUUGUAUCCCCCCUCAUGUCCAUUACAUUUAUAUUUUUAUUGUCUUCUGUGAUGCCUACAUGUAACAUAAGUCACUAUUUAUAUUGAUAAUUAUAGGUGUUUCUAAGUCUC
This is a messenger RNA of Lutra lutra (Eurasian river otter), 2274 nucleotides long. It is a transcript of the gene PGBD2, whose product is annotated as piggyBac transposable element derived 2. Lineage: Eukaryota; Metazoa; Chordata; Mammalia; Carnivora; Mustelidae. The record is from RefSeq and is a predicted model, not a curated record. Gene Ontology annotation, molecular function: sequence-specific DNA binding. The transcript has 4 exons. The coding region runs from base 269 to 2038 and encodes 589 amino acids.